Molecule: messenger RNA, 1283 nt
Organism: Arachis ipaensis
Lineage: Eukaryota; Viridiplantae; Streptophyta; Magnoliopsida; Fabales; Fabaceae
Source: RefSeq, a predicted model, not a curated record
CCUCGAGCUCGGCUGCUUCCUCGAGCUCGGCGUCCGUCGUCUUUGUCUGCUCAGCCGCGCUUCCGUCGCCGUUUGUUUGCCGUUCUCGUUCGCGUCUUCGUUCAGCUGUCGUCUUCGUUCGCGUUCUUCGCCGUUCACGUUCGCUCGGCGUUCACUGUUCGCGUUCACUCGCUGUUCACCGUUCGAGUUCGCAUUCGUGUUCGUCUGAAAGCCACGUUGCUCUGCUUCAAACACUACGACCAACCCGCGGGCUCCACCUAGCCGUCGAACUGCUCUCUUUUGUCGCCGCCUUUUCCGGUUGAAUUACGGUUAGACCGGUUGGACCAAUAAACCAAUGAAACAGUGACUAAAAUGGUUUGAUGACUGGUCCGGUUUUCAGAACCUUGAUCACAACACAGUCACAUCAUCACUGCAGCCUCUGCCUUUCGGUCAGACUUUGUCGUUGGUCAUCCAAAAACACAAAAUUGGCUGUACGUGGUUGUGAUUGAGUAGAUGAAGAAUGAACGUAAUUAGGCAGAGAUUGAUGCACACGCUUCGGCGCGAUGGCCCAACAGAAACACUGAAGAAGGCAUUGGAAUUGGAGAAGAAGAGGAAGACAAGGAAGCCCAAGAGCAAGGAACAGUUCAUCGUCCAAGUCCCUGAAAACUUGUCGUACCUCGACACCGCCACCAUGCCCAUGGUUGUCGCCGCCGUUGGCAUCGUAGUCUUUGCCAAGCUCCUCAUGAUGUAUGAUGAAUCAAGGGCCCAGGAGUUGCUGGAGCGGAAGAUCAAGCAUGCUCCAGCUGGUCAGGGAAGUGUGAGAAUGCUGAGCCUCGAGGAGUGGGACAAGGUUCGAGAACUCCGACCUAGGACCCCGUUUGAGUCCAAGCUUGCCCGCCCUAAUGCGAGAAUCAGAACUGGAGAACCCUUGCGUCUUGAGGACUUGAAGGAUUGGACAAUUGAUGUUCUCAUGGAUGGUGUUACUAGAGCUGAAGAGUGUGGGAAACACGGUUCUUUAUAACUUCUCCUGGGUUUUAAGCUUGUCUUCUGUAAUCGCCCUUUCUUUUGUUCAAUCUCCAUUAGCCUGACACCGAGUUGAUCCUUUAAAUUUUAUACUGUAUUUCAGCCCCCUAUGCCAAACACAUAUUUGAUAUAAAGAGUGGUUUAUGCUCUGUUGUGAUGGCAUAAAAUUGUCGCAAUUCAUAAUAACUACUUUAGCUAUCUUCCUUUUUACCCAGGAAAAUUGCAUAGAAUUGUUUGGUAAAUAUGAAUUAUUGAGGGGAAAAUUGCAUAAAAUUGUCGCA